AUGACCGAAGCCGAACAGCGUCCACUGGAAGCGAAACGCAGUCGCAGUAAAAAGGUAGUGGCCCAGACUGGAAGUCAACCAGGAUAUGUUCGGCCAUAUCGAUGCACAGUUGCCUCCUGCACCAAAGCCUUCACACGUGCCGAGCACCUCAAAAGACAUCAACUUAAUCAUAACUCAGGGAAGGUUUGGAGGUGUAUUACGUGCUCGGUCACCUUUGUGCGAAAGGAUCUGUGGCAACGCCAUCUUAAAGUCUCCCAUGAGAAGAACGGUGUCUCUGCGCUAGAUGACUCCGCGAGGGCUGAGCCUAGUGAGACUGCCUCCUUUGGUGCUGCUUCAGAGGCGUGCACUUCCAUCGAAGGCUCUAGAUGGAAUUCCGACACUUCUAUCCCACUACUGGGCGAAUCUUUAAGAGACGCAUCGUUUCAACAUCCCAUAGAGGAAGGUGUGUCUGCAAAAAUGUCAGAUGAGUUUGAUGAAACUCCUGAGGUAUGCCAACCUGUGCCACGUGAUUCUCUCGGCCUCUGGACUACAGGUUUCGAAGAAUCUUGGAUACAGGAGAUGGAGGAAUGGCGAUCAGACUUCUGCACCCAUCAGAGUACACGGUUCACCGACACUGAUAUGCAGUGGUUCUUCGACAACCAGCAAUUAUUGGACUUAGAACCCGAGAAAGAUUCGGUGCAGGGUUCUCAAUCCUUUGAGUACUCGAAUCCAACACCACUCAGAGACAUAUCAACUAUUGCAGCAGAGAUUUACAAUGUCAACGGCCAGCUCCCGCCUGUGUAUCUACAAGAAUCGCAAUCGAAAAUCUUCGUGGCGAAGACAGGUGAAUUCGACCCUCCAAGCUGUGGGUUCCGAGUAUGCAACGGCCUUACGAACGAGCGCCGCAUCGAGCUCUUGAUGGAUUUACGCAACCUCUCGAAUGUUGAUCUCCGUGAUCCAAUAUUCUCUUUGAACAGCAUGAAACAGGGCAUCCACCUUUUCUGUCGCAAUGUGAACAUUGAAUAUGCUUUUGUUCAUCAUGAACUUAUAUGUCCUUCUUCACAAGAACACCGGCAGGCCAUCAUCGAUGUGUUUGGCGAGGAACCCGGCUCGCAGCUGAUUUGGGUAAUCAUAACACUGGGCUGGACAUUAAUGAGGAGUGACAAUAAUCAUGAAUAUCACAUGGCUUCUACGAUACAGCGUGUUAUCAGGACUUCCAUUAUCAAUCACCCUGGAUUGACGAACACACCUCCGUUAUGGAUAGUUCAAACAUUGUUCUUAGUGCUUUUGUUUGCGAGGUACCAAGGAACUCGAGAAGAAUAUGGGUUUGCCUCCAUGUUUCAUGGCGUUCUCAUUGAAGCGACGCGGCGCAUAGAUUAUAGAUGGGAUCGAGCGAGUAUCUCCUUGCAACCGAAGCAAGGCGUAUCCACACGAGUCUGGAUAAAAUGGAUAGAGACCGAGACAAUUAGAAGACUCAUCUUGCAGACAUUUGCGCUUGAUGUGAAGCAUGCGAUUUUACACGGUGGGGAGCUUUCAAUGACACCGUUCGAAUUAAACCUGCGACUCCCCUUUUCAGAGGACGCAUGGUAUGCUACAUCUGCCCCCGAGUGGGCUCAGCUUCUCAGCACCACCACAAACGAGCCAGUUUCAUUCUUGCCAAUGCUCAAGAAGUCUUGGAAUCCACCUUCAACUAAAAUCUUGACAGAAACACUCCCUCGUGGAGCAAACAUCAUUAUGUACGGCUUGGUAUCAAUAGCCCGUGAAUUAUCUCAUAGAGAACAUCACAGUCUCUCUACUCGUUCAAGUAAUACCCUUAUUUGGCUAGGUAACAAGACGAGACGCUCGUUCGAAAUAUGGGAAGCGUCGUGGAAGAAGGUUCCGGCUGACCUGGGCCUGAAGGCAUUUGCCUGGCGCGAUUGUCUUUGUGUGAUUCGACUUGCACAUACACUCUACGAAAUAAGUCCUAUGGACCUCCAGACAGUUGCAGGUAAAGAGGUCAUUGAAGGUAAGAGGCGGGGCGCUUCAGAUUAUGCACAGUCCAAGAGAAAACUACGUCUUUGGGCGAAGCACGAGCGUGCAUCACUGGGAGUAUUCCAUGCGGCUACUCUGAUUCAAGAGCGACUUAAUGGCGAGUCACCGAGCACCCAUUGUCACCACUGCUUAUGGAGUUUCUACCUGGCCUGCUUAAUUUGCUGGAACUUUGGAUUUGCGUUGACGAAGGCGACAACAGUCUCCGAUGACUUAGUGGCAGACGGAAAGAUCUUAUCGAUAGAAUUGGCUGAGAAAGAGUGCCGAGAUUAUCUCUUUGCUGCUGUCAACAUGCAUCAAGAAGCCGGCGAACACAACAUGCUGGCUCUCAGCCGUCCAGGCGGCAUGCUAAUUGUGGUCAUUGAGUUCUUGAAGGCUCGCUGUGAAGCGGGGAUCAUCGAGGAGAGCAUCGAGUGCUUGAACCGCCUCAGCGGGAUUUGUGGCUCGGAUUCGUGA
Exophiala aquamarina CBS 119918 is the source of this 2463-nucleotide messenger RNA. RefSeq lists its product as uncharacterized. The coding region runs from base 1 to 2463 and encodes 820 amino acids. Gene Ontology annotation, molecular function: DNA-binding transcription factor activity, RNA polymerase II-specific; RNA polymerase II cis-regulatory region sequence-specific DNA binding; zinc ion binding. The record is from RefSeq and is a predicted model, not a curated record. Gene Ontology annotation, biological process: DNA-templated transcription; regulation of transcription by RNA polymerase II. Gene Ontology annotation, cellular component: chromatin. The transcript is spliced from 5 exons. Lineage: Eukaryota; Fungi; Ascomycota; Eurotiomycetes; Chaetothyriales; Herpotrichiellaceae.